Messenger RNA from Lotus japonicus, 1275 nucleotides. RefSeq lists its product as uncharacterized. The record is from RefSeq and is a predicted model, not a curated record. The transcript has 5 exons. Bases 357 to 917 code for a protein of 186 amino acids. NCBI's taxonomy places the organism in Eukaryota, Viridiplantae, Streptophyta, Magnoliopsida, Fabales, Fabaceae.
UCAACAUGGACUUGACUUCCAAGAUUGUUUGCAGCAAGGCCCUCCACCCAGGCUGGCUCAGAAGCUUGUUCUGUGACACUAAGCUGCAUAAAAGAAAAUGAAAAUUUAAGGAUGCAGAAGCUCAGAAGAGAGGUCAUCUAGCUCUUUUAGUCCUCUUGACUUGUCUAGAAGCUUUAGCAGCAUCAGUACCUUGAUCCUGUGUGAUACUUGCCUGCAUUCAAGAAUAAGAAUAUCAAAGCUCCAUAACAACAGCUCAAAGGUUACUUACAUUGGAAUUUAUCUGAGUAGGAUCAAGCACUUGACUACCACUUGCAUCUCCCUCAACAACAGUAUUUUCACUGUUAGCAUUGACCUGUAUGCAGGUUCUUUUGAGGAGAUUCCUGGAGAACAAGGAGAAGAGCGUGAAGGACACUUGGAGGAGGAAGCUGGAAGACCCACCGAUGAGUAUGGCGGAUUGGUUUACGAUGGUCAGCCCCUCGGGGGGGACCAGGUACGAGAUGCUUGAUCAGGACGACCCAGGUGCAUGGGUGGUCGACCCCAUAGGCCACCGUGCGACCUACACCGGUCGGAUCAUGGAGGACCGUGUUGACCGAUUCGGACGCUUGACGGAGGGGGUGAUGAGGAGACACAUAGUGAGCUUCAACCUGCCGCCUGGUGUGCAUUGUGGACCCGGCCUGGGAGGACCACCACCACCAUCAUCUUCGGAUGAUGAGGACCCCUCUGAGGAGGUGCCAGUGGGUGGGUUCUCGACGGAGUCUAGUCCGUCUGUAGCUGCUGUCAUCGAGGAUCUUGUUCCGGGCCCCGAGCCCAAUAGGCCAGUGCAGGAGCGCAUCAGGGUGGAUAGAGAGGGUAGUGUUGUGUAUGUCGACCUAGUCGUCCUGGAUGCAGAUUCGGACGACGACCGCGCUAGCAUGUAGGAUCGAGUGUUAGUGUGGGCUCCUCGAGUGGGGAUUAGUGUAGGAGUAGUGUCGAUGCUCUGACCGUCAUGCUUUCAGUUUUGGGACAGGGUAGUUUUCCUGCCGGUAGCUUUUUGUGUGGUUUUCUUAUGAAGAUCACAGAGAGCUGGUUGGACUUAGGGGUCUUUUCUCAGGCCACUGGGCCAAUUCCUUCUCAGUUUUGAGGUUUAGUGUUGCGGACACAGGUUACCUUGGUUUGUACAUAUUGCCUUCGGGCGUUACUUUCUUCCGUCACCCGUCGCUUGAGGUUACUCGCGAUGUGGCUGGUACUAGUGUGGACAUGUAUAUAUUUAUGUAGAUGUAUAUUAGUUUUCUUUUA